Thermothielavioides terrestris NRRL 8126 is the source of this 1120-nucleotide messenger RNA. RefSeq lists its product as uncharacterized. Lineage: Eukaryota; Fungi; Ascomycota; Sordariomycetes; Sordariales; Chaetomiaceae. The record is from RefSeq and is a predicted model, not a curated record. Gene Ontology annotation, cellular component: mediator complex; core mediator complex. Gene Ontology annotation, molecular function: RNA polymerase II cis-regulatory region sequence-specific DNA binding; transcription coregulator activity. Gene Ontology annotation, biological process: regulation of transcription by RNA polymerase II. The transcript has 2 exons. Bases 168 to 989 code for a protein of 273 amino acids.
CCGCUUGCCCACGCCCGCUUUCAACUGCAUGCCACUUCGUGCUCUUUCAUCCGCCAUCCAGACAACUCGCACCCUGCCGAGUUUACUUGGAUUUCUCAUGCCAUUGCCUCUGGCAACGUUAAUUUUACUACCCCCAAUUGUAGUUGAUUACAGACGGCCUCGUGGCCAUGGCGUCCCUGAAUAUGGCACCCGAGGAGUUGAAGCAACUGGAACUGUUGCGCAACCGCUACGCCCAGCUCACGAGCAGCCUGGCCAGUCUCCGUGCAGGCAUAAUAAAUUCUAAUCCGCUUCCUAGUCGCGAGUCGCUGCAAGCCUCGGCCACCAUCCUACAGCAGAACAUCCGGACCCUCCAGGAGCUGGCAACCGAAAAUGCCGACCUGUUCCAGCGCACCGCGGUCCAUCCGUCGACGAACUUUCCCGGCCGCACACAAGAGCAUGUACUCCUUCAGCUAGUGCGGAAGAAGCUAGAGCCGGAUGUCGAGAGCUGGGUCGAAGAAGCACGAGAGACCGCGGCGGCCGCAGGGGUCGAUGCAACCAAGCUUGCUACCGGGGUGCCUACGCGCCGCGAACAUGACUACGACGAGGAUAUUUAUGGCAUGGACCAGGAUGAGGAUGUGUCGUCGGAUCCAUUCACCGACCAGUGGGCCGACAUGCACGAUGCCUUCCAAGAGACACUGCAACACUACGUGACGGUGCAAGUGAAGAAGAAGUACACGAUUGAAGAGCAGGCGAUGGGCAUUGAAAACGUGCGGACGGGGCUCAGGCAAAACUUGGAGGAGAGUGAUGAGGAAGAAGACGAGGAAGAAGAGGAGGAGGAGGAAGACGAGGCUGCCGGUGCGGCGGAGCAUGCCAGAGAUGCAGGUUCCGGAGCGGGAGGUCCAGGGGCGGCGGGCGGAAAACCGACCUUAGAGCCCGAACACCUGUUCUGGCUGGCCGCCAGAGGUGACUUGGACAUUCCACGGAAUAUCCCCUUCGUUUCGCAGCGCUGAGGAGAGAGGACCGGCUCCGUAAUCGUCAUCUGGGCUGGCAAGGUGGUUCUAUCAUCCAGCCUCUGUCCCUAUCAUUCCGCCGCCUUCUCCCACCCACGGGGAAACCGUGCGCUUCACUGCGUUACUACCCA